AUGAGACCUCAUUGCUAAACCCUCCUUCCAACCAUACUAUUUGGUUUGAAGUACAAGAUUCUGCAUCUCUGCUGCUUCCUUUCCAUGAGUGCACUGAAUUCGUGCACCCAGUGUGCACUCCUUCGGCCUUGAUCCAUGAUUGCUGACCCCUCGUUGUCUUCCAAAUCAGCCUCUCGUCCUCCACGGCUAUCCGCAAGCAAAAGUAUUCGAGGAUCAAGCGUCUCUCUCUUAGUUCUUGCAAAAUAUUAUACUCACUAUAGAUAAUCGUCUCUACUUCCUCUCAGAAACUCGACUUCUGUUCAAUUGCAUGCCUGUCCAGCUCCACGCUCUUUACGCCGCUUCCGCAUCAACGCUACCCUCGUAAUCACAACAUCUAUUCUUAUGCCAUAUCAAGCUUUCUUGCUUCGUUACGGAAAGUUUCUAUGUGAUAAUGUUUAAUCAAAUGUUGCAUCCCGCUUCCACGGCCUUGGCUGCGACCUGGGCGCUAGCACUUCUCUUUGCUCCGGUUUCUCAGGCGCAAUUUCCGCCUCCAAUUACACCAGACUCUAACUUGACAACUAUAUUAUCGCCAGUAAAUGGGAACAUCUCUAUUACCUACAAGUCACCUCCUCCCGGGACCUGCACUACUGUGUUUCCCAACCAGAAGCAAUACACGGGGCAUGUACAACUUCCGCCAUAUACGCUCGCUCCCGUCCAGCAGAAUUACUCGAUCAAUACUUUCUUUUGGUUUGUCGAGGCUCGGGAAUCUCCAGAAACAGCCCCUCUAACGAUCUGGCUUAAUGGCGGACCGGGUGGCAGUAGUAUGAUGGGAAUGUUUCAAGAAAACGGACCCUGCGAAGUUGUGGAGCUGGGAUUGAAUGAAUGGGGCACCAAGGCUCGAGAUUGGGGCUGGGACAGAAGCUCUAACAUGCUCUAUGUUGACCAGCCCAAUCAAGUAGGCUUCUCAUACGAUAUACCAACGAAUGUGUCUCUCGACCUCCUUCGUAACAAUUACGUCGAACCUCCAACACAAUUGCCUUCGGGAGCGCAACCAUACGCCUUUUUAAACGGCACGUUUGGUUCGAUGCAGAAUUACACAACCGCCAACACAACUGAAAUUGCAGCCUACUCUAUCUGGCACAUGCUUCAAGGCUUUUUGGGAUCAUUUCCUCAAUACAAUCCAGGAUUUCGGAUUGACACAAACGAGACUUCACCGGCGGGAGUGAAUCUGUUUGCAGAAAGUUACGGGGGCAAAUACGGCCCGGGCUUUGCUUCUGUCUGGGAAGAACAAAACAUGAGGCGCAUGAACGGAUCUCUUCCACAGAAUGGCACGCUGGAAAUCCAAUUACAAGCACUGGGUAUCGUAAACGGCUGCAUCGAUGAUCUCAUCCAGGCGCCUUUCUACCCUUACAUGGCCUAUAAUAAUAGCUACGGCAUAAAAGCAAUUAGCGCAUCUGCGGCGCAGAAUGCGCUCGACAGCUUCAGUGCACCAGGAGGUUGUCGCGAUGCUAUUUUGGCAUGUCGCAAGGCUGUAGCGGAACAAGAUCCGAACAAUGACGGCAACGUGCCUGACGUCAAUGAUCUCUGUAUCGAUGCAGAAGCCAUUUGCCAGACAAAUGUCACCGAUCCCUAUACUGUAUCAAAUCGAGGGCAGUAUGACAUUCGACACAUGAACCCUGAUCCGUUUCCCCCAGGCGAAUAUCGAGAAUAUCUGAACCAGGGAAAUUUCCUCGCGGCGAUUGGGGCUCGAACAAACUAUUCGGAGGUUAGCAAUUUUGUAAAUGGCGUUUUCAUAACUACUGGCGAUCCUGAAAGAGGAGACCAGAUCUCCCAGCUCGCUUACCUUCUUUCCAAAGGCGUCCGGGUAGCGCUCAUUUAUGGUGAUGCGGACUAUAUUUGCAAUUGGUAUGGCGGUCAAGCAGCUUCCUUCGCUGUCGCGCAAGCAUCGAACUACACGCCAUUCUACAAUGCAGGCUAUGCAGAUAUUCAGGUGAAUCAGUCUUAUAUUGGUGGCGCCGUCCGUCAAUACGGGAACUUGUCUUUUUCGCGAGUCUAUGACGCCGGCCACCUUGUCCCGGCCUACCAGCCGGAAACCGCAUUCACCGUGUUUACUCGAAUUAUUCAAGGCACGAAUAUUGCUACUGGAGAGACUGUCAAUUUGACAAACUUUGGGACGACUGGUAAUGCGAAUGCGACUCAUACCAACAAAGCCGGGCCAGCCCCCAGUCCAACUUGUUGGAUUCGAGCCAUCGAAGAUACUUGCACGGACCAGCAGAAAGUCAUGAUCAUGAAUGGACAAGGUGUGGUUAUCAAUGGCGUACUGUAUGACAAAGCGAGCGAUUGGAGCUCGCCAGCAUCAACAGCAACGUCCAACGUUGGAGUUCCUGGUUCUUAUCCUACAACCAAGACGGAAACUUCAGUCGUCACUCAGACUGCAUCGGCAACAGUGACGUCCAGUAUGCCGACCGGCGUGUACGUUGCGAGCGGGACGUCAUCAAAUGGGAUGAAGAAUGGGUCAUUCUCUCUGGCGCCUGGAUGGGCUCUACUUGGCUCACUUGUUUUAAUGCUUUCCAUGUCGUUUUACGGAAUCUAAAAUAGAAGCUGCCAUUUCAUUUCUAGCCGGAACAUAGGCGUAUGGGUGGGCAUAUCACUGAUCUUGUUUGUCAUGGCAUCUGACUGCAAAAGUUUUGACUGAAGAAAUUUGAAAUAGAGAUAUUUGAAAGGCAAAUAUGAAUAUAUUUACGGAG
Molecule: messenger RNA, 2726 nt
Organism: Xylona heveae TC161
Lineage: Eukaryota; Fungi; Ascomycota; Xylonomycetes; Xylonales; Xylonaceae
Product: alpha/beta-hydrolase
Exons: 4
Coding region: 443-2572 (709 amino acids)
Biological process (GO): proteolysis
Cellular component (GO): fungal-type vacuole
Molecular function (GO): serine-type carboxypeptidase activity
Source: RefSeq, a predicted model, not a curated record